This is a messenger RNA of Drosophila rhopaloa, 6317 nucleotides long. It is a transcript of the gene ex, whose product is annotated as protein expanded. Gene Ontology annotation, biological process: positive regulation of hippo signaling. The record is from RefSeq and is a predicted model, not a curated record. Bases 1038 to 5336 code for a protein of 1432 amino acids. The transcript is spliced from 6 exons. Gene Ontology annotation, cellular component: cytoskeleton; cytoplasmic side of apical plasma membrane. Lineage: Eukaryota; Metazoa; Arthropoda; Insecta; Diptera; Drosophilidae.
GCUCGUCGAGGUUCGCGGACAAAGCAACUCCGGUUCUUACGCACUCUGCUAGUUUUCACUCCAUGUUAACGAUUCCACUCCACGUCAACGGUAACCGAAAUGAUCGCCGGGAUAAAAAAGCAUGUGGCUUCCACUAAAAAUAUGAAUAUAGUUUAAUCAAUUUACUCGAACCUUUCGGAAAAGUUAAUCUGCAGAUUGCGCACUUACACACUUGCUUGUUCAGAUACGGAUACACACACACACACAUGUACGCACACAUAGAUACAGUGGCUCAAAAGUGAAGUUCGCUGUUCACUGAAACAAAAAAAACAGCGCGUUUCGCAUUCGCUUAAAUUACAAAAGUAUUUUUGUUGGAGUGUGCAACUAGUGCUGUUUUUGGGAAAACGCGCCUUAAAGCCACGAAAAUAACUCCGACUUGCUGAGAUCAACUCAAAAACCAACUCCAAAAAGUUGGCGCUGGUCCAAAAAAAACAACCAGCUACACCAACAACUGGCCACUGGAAACUACAACAAAUAAAGCAGGCAGCAGCAAAAACAAAAACAACAACCCAGCAAACGGCAUUCUUUCGCGCAACAACAACGACUCCGAAGAGAGAGCAAACACACACAGAUACUGCUCUCCCGCGCGUGUGUGUAUCGUAGUGUGAGUGAAUUUUGAUUAAAAAAAUUGUGCGCUCUCCCUCUCCCACACUCAGCCCCACAACCCCCAGCCCCUCCCCCUUCCAACGACUCUGGAAUGCGGCCCGUUUGCUGUUGACUGCGCAGUCGCAGCGCACGUCGAGGAAGAGGUCGGAGAACAACAAAAACAACGCAAACGAAACGAAAAUUUUACUGUUAGGCAUUCAUCGAUAGCCGAAUCGAUAGAUUUAUACAAAAGUGUAUAAAGAGUGGGCUAAAAAUAAUUAUAACUACAACUUAAAAACUCAAUUUUUGUGGAUUACGCGAAACAUCAGCAGAAGCAGAAACAAUGCCGACAUUUGCACCGGCUUAAGCAACGUAUUUUGAACGCGCGCGCUGUAUACGGAAAAUGAUGCAGCAUGCGAGCAUUUUGCACCGUCAGCGCGCCUUUGGAAGUAUGCGCGUCUUCAGCCGAGCAACUAUCACCAGGCUCGCGAUUCCUGGCCCUGAGACUUCUGGGGCAGCAGCAGCCGAAAACAUUGUACUUCCUAGUCGAUGCCAAGAGUCGGGUUCGCGAGGUCUACACGCAGACAUGUCUGCACUUUGCCACGCAAGGGAUGCUGGACACCGAACUCUUCGGUCUGGCUGUGCUCAUAGAUGGAGAGUACAUGUUCGCAGAUCCCGAAAGCAAGCUUUCCAAAUACGGCCCGAAGAGCUGGCGAUCCUCGCACACACACGGCCUGGAUGCCAAUGGACGACCGCUCCUGGAACUACACUUCCGUGUGCAGUUCUACAUCGAGAGUCCGUCCAUGCUGAAAGAUGAGACGUCCCGCCACAAUUACUACCUACAGCUGCGCCACAACAUCCUGCAGCGCGAUUUGCCGCGAGAGCAGGCGGAGCAGGCCUUGGUCUUCCUGGCUGGACUGGCUCUUCAGGCGGAUCUGGGCGAUGCUCCGCCGGGAUCGGCUAAUUCUAAAGAUGAUUCGGGCGAGGAGACAUCGACAUCUCCGUCUGGAGGGAGCAGAGGAUUGAGUGUCACCACAACGCUGCCCAAGAUCAGCAAGCGUGCCAAUGAGAGGAUGCUGCGGCUCUCCACCUAUGUGGCUUCCACAUCGAAGAGGGAAUCGAUCCCGCUGCCACCCACUUUGCCACCGAAUGGAGCGGACUACUAUCGGAUCGAGGAUUACCUGCCCAGCGGACUGCACACUCCCUGGGCGAGAAGUGCAAUGAGAGCCUGUCACCGGGAGCAUUUGGGAAUGGCCACGGCUGAGGCCGAGCUGCUGUACAUCCAACAGGCUUGCAGUCUCCAUGAAACCAUCAAUGCUCACAUCUACAGGAUGCGGUUGGCCAAAAGCGAGCAGGGUUCGGGGAGUGCUUGGUUUGUGGUGUAUGCCAAGGGCAUCAAGAUCCUAGGGGGAGAGCGGACCACCAGCUCUUCCUCACCCGAAGCCACCACCUUUCUCUGGCCAAAUAUCACGAAGCUCUCGUUCGAGCGGAAAAAGUUUGAAAUUCGAUCCGGAGAGAGCAGGAUCACCUUGUAUGCAGCAUCCGACGAGAAAAACAAACUCCUACUGACCCUCUGUAAGGACACCCAUCAGUGGAGCAUGAAGCUGGCAGCCAGGUUGAAGGAGGUGUCCAAGCGAGAGGAGGAAGAGGCUGCCGAGUCUCAGAGGCUCCAUGCCAGUUACGCCUGUUCCAGAAGUCUGCUGCUUCCAUACAAAAGUAAAAACGAGCAGCGCAUUUCGGUGAUCUCGAGCACCAGUUCUAACACCACCUCUGGGAUUGUCAGUGAUCGAGUGCACUCCGAGGAUGAGCUGGAGAUCAUGAUCAAUACACCACCUGCUCCCUUGGCUGCUCCGUCUACGGAAAGUCUGGCCUUGGCUCAUCUUUUGGACAGACCCAGUGUGAGCAGGCAGACCUCCAGUGUGGGUCAGAUGUCCCUGAAGGAUUUGGAAGAACAACUGGCUGCCUUGAGUGUGAGGCCACCAGACACUAAUUCAAACGGAACCACUUCCAUAACGAACAUCUCUGUCCAGAGAAAUUCCAUGGGCGCUACGGCCAAUGAUUCCUCUACAGCUACAGAUUCACCGAGCUCCCAGCACAACAUUGGCUCCCAGUGCUCCUCCACCUGCAGUACCGUGGUGGUAACAUCGCCUGCCAAUGGUGGAGGUGCUUCAUCAUCAGGCGCUCCGGUUCCCGUGCACUCCACUUCUUCCAGUUUGGAGCUGGGCUUUAGUCACACCGCUCAAAACUCAGCCUUGAGCGAAACGAGUCCCGAAGAUUUUCUCUCCACAUCGGCGAGAGAGGAAACGGAGAGUGUGUCAGGGGCAUCUGGAGUCUAUACUUUAGCCCACGGAGCUCCACCCACCGAAACAUCGGGCGUCUACACCAUGCACAGUAGUGAGUUAACCGGACAAUCCUCAGAGAUGGCUGAGUCCGAAAAGAGCUCUCACUACGGUAUGUUUCAGCCCCAAAAACUAGAAGAUAACCAUGUGCCACAUCCCGAUUCUAUAGAUGGAAAGAAGCGGGAGGAAUUCAGGUUGCGAUCAGAUUCCAAUAUCAGUACGGGGAGUUCCUUUAGAGGCGAUGGCAGCGAUCCAACGGAUAACAAACAUUCGCUGCUCUCCGCCGAAGAGUUAACCAACCUGAUUGUGGGCCGGGGUACCUAUCCCAGCCGGAAAACGGUUUCCAGUACCCUCCACUCGGACUGUGAUUACGUGACCUUACCAAUGGGAAAUCAAGGAGGAGCGGAAGUGGAUCAUCCAGAACAGGAGUUGCCACCAGCACCUCCACCGCCCUACAGCGCCAGGCAUGAGAAAACUGGUCUCUGUGGCCCACCCAUCGCCAAACCAGCGCCCAAGCCCAUUGCUGUGGUGGCUCUCAAGCCGGAUACGCCACCUUGCAGUCCCCCAGUUCCACCAGCACCGCUUCCGGCACCACCAGCGGCUCUGCGAAGAAGAGAUCCACCGCCAUAUUCCAGCUCUAGCAAGCCCAGACCCACAUCCCUGAUAUCCGUGAGUUCCUCGGCAAAUCCUGCGCCCAGUGCCGCGGGCUCGAUGAGUUCAUUGAAGUCCGAGGAGGUGACAGCCAGAUUCAUAACCACCAGGCCACAGAUAAGCAUCCUGAAGGCCCACACCAGCCUGAUUCCCGAUGGGGCCAAGCCAAGCUAUGCGUCGCCGCAUCACUGCUCCUCGGUUGCCUCCUCCAAUGGAUCGGUCUGCAGUCAUCAGUUGAGUCAGCAGUCGCUGCAUAACUCGAACUAUGCCGGCAGUUCCCAGGCUUCGCUGCAUCACCAUCAUGUGCCAGCGCACCACCGACAUUCCGGAUCCGCUGCCAUUGGGAUACCAAUAGUUCCUUACGGUCUGCACAAGAGCACGGCUUCGCUGCAUCAUCAGCAGUCAUGUGUACUGCUGCCGGUAAUUAAGCCGCGACAGUUUCUGCCACCACCCCCGCCCAGUUUGCCCAGACAGCCGCCGCCACCGCCUCCGCCAAAUCAUCCCCAUCUGGCGAGUCAUCUUUACGGGAGAGAGCUGGCCAGGAAGCAAUUGGAACUCUACCAGCAGCAGCUCUACAGCGAUGUGGAUUACGUGAUCUACCCCAUUCAGGAUCCAGCGGUUAGCCAGCAAGAGUAUCUGGAUGCAAAGCAGGGAUCUCUACUGGCUGCAAUGGCCCAGGCGGCACCACCACCGCCGCACCACCCAUAUCUGGCCAUGCAGGUGUCACCAGCUAUUUACAGGAGCACCCCCUAUCUACCCCUAGCUCUGUCGACCCACUCGAGAUAUGCAUCCACCCAAAAUUUAUCGGACACGUAUGUCCAGCUGCCGGGGCCCGGGUACUCGCCCCUCUACUCCCCCUCGAUGGCCAGUCUGUGCUCCUCAUACGAUCCACCACCACCGCCGCCCCUUCAUCCGGCCGCUCUGGCAGCGGCAGCUGCGACGGGGGCCAGCGCCUCGUCCUCCUCGAUGUUUGCUCGAUCGCGAUCAGACGAUAACAUUCUGAACUCGCUCGAUUCGUUGCCCAAGGGGAAGCGGCUGCCGCCGCCACCACCACCGCCGUACGUGAACAGACGGCUGAAGAAACCACCCAUGCCGGCGCCCAGUGAAAAGCCACCUCCAAUACCCUCGAAGCCCAGUUCCAGCAUGAUGAGUCUGCUACCGCCCCGUAAGCCACCCACGCUGAAUCCGCACCACGCCAACUCACCGCUGACAAAGACCUCCAGUGGCGCCCAGUGGGCGGGUGAGCGUCCGAGGCCGGAUUUGGGUCUUGGCCUGGGAUUAAACAGGGGCAACAACAGCAUACUGGCGCAGCUGCAGGCUUCGAUGGCCGCCGAGUCGCAUGCCCAGGCUCAAGCUCAAGCGCUGGACAUUGCUUUGCUACGGGAGAAGAGCAAGCAUUUGGAUCUGCCGCUGAUCUCGGCGCUCUGCAACGAUCGCUCCCUGCUGAAACAGACCAAGGUGAUGGGUAAUCCCAAGACGGGUCAGGAGAUACCCACCUCCAGUUCGCAGUCCUUGGGAGCCACCACCAAUGGUGGUUCCAAUUCCUCUGGCGGAGGAACGCUAAGCAAGGUCAGGAAGGGAUCCACCGUAAGCCACCGUCAUCCGCAGGACAAACUUCCACCUCUGCCUGUCCAACAGUUGGCAGAGGCCAACAACUAUGUUAUCGAUCCCGCCGUCAUGAUGAAGCAACAGCAACAACAGCAGCACCACAAGACCAGCUAGACUCGUGAUGCUAACCGGGAACCGGAAACGGAAAUGGAAAUUGGGUCCAAGACAACACUCUUCUCUCUAGUUCGAUUGCUGUUCGAAGUGCUAAUGUAUUUGUGUGCCCAUGUGAAGAGAGCUUUAAUGCGUUUGGAAAUUUGCAUAGAUCGAGAAAUGUGAAGAGUUUAUAUAUUCGAUCACAGUGUUUCGAAGGGUAGAUAUUCGCUGGGCACAAGGGUGUUAAUCGUAAACCCACCGGAAAAGAUCAGUAAACAGAGCAGCAGAAACAUUUACAUCAUAACAGGAACUAACAUGCAUUUAACUAACAAAGUCAGUUUUCAGUUGAAUAGAAAAACAAAUAGGACCAGGAUAUGAGCUCUCGCAGAAUACACCUAACAGUGGACACAAAAAACAAAUCUUUUGCAGUUUUCGCACACAAAACUAAGUAAAAAAGCCGCUGAAACAACUGAUCAACACCGAGUCAAUAUUUAAACAAAUAAGACGUAGGCCUAAAGUAGCCAGUUUUACAGCCACUACAGAAGCAGGACGUCAGCAACUAAACCUCAAAUACGCAUUCAAAUAAUCAUAACCCAGUCUAGUCACAUAAGGGAAUUGGUAACGUAGCCACAGCACAAGCCACAAUGACACACCAUCGGAAACAGAGAGAGAAAAAGAGAGUAGAACAAAAUGGGAAGCAACAAUACUCAAGUAUAAAAUACGACCACUACUUAAUUAACUAAACUACAUCGUAGAACUUUAGUCUUAGCUGCAAAUACUUAGUUAGGCCAGACAUGCGAAUACUUAACACUAACUACUUCCGCCCAAACAACUGUGAUUGAUUUUUAUUUAAACUUACACUAAAUUUACAACUAUUUUAGUCAGCAAGAACAACGCAUCAUAUAGCUAUGCAAAUUUUUUAGUACGUACCAGUCGCUCCUCACACAAAACACACACAUACUCACAACGAAUCGGGCCAGCAAAUUGGUCGAGUAAAAAACG